GUUUCCGAGCUACAUUUUGAGAUACGUCUACGAGUACCCAUCACGGUAUCCUAUCGAUCCGACGUGGCAGUCUCAAUGCUACACCACACGCCUGUUGCCCAUCGUUGCCGGCACGGCUGUAUCUUGCUAUCCACGGCGCCGCCGCGCAGGCCACCCUGCCGCCCCUCCCGUUCACCGGCGCAACCGCUCUAACGGUCAGGCGUCAUCCCCCAGCCAAACACAGGGCACUGUGCUCUCCAAUGGAUCCCUGCACCGCCCCGCCGGCGGCCUCCACGUGGCCCCGCGCGGUGAGGCGCCGCUCGCUGGACGGGGCAGGGGUGCCGCCGGGGUGCCGGAGGGUGGAGGAGCUCGAGGAGGCGGUUUGGCGGCUGCGGGCAGAGAAGGACGCCGCGGAGUGCGCCGCGGCGGCGCUGCGGGCGGAGCUGGACGCGGAGCGCGGGGCCGCGGAGACCGCGGCGAGCGAGACGAUGCUGAUGAUCACGCGGCUGCAGCGGGAGAAGGCCGCGGCCAUGAUGGAGGCGCGCGAGCUCCGGGGCCUUGCCGAGGGCCGGGCCCUCCGGGAAUGCGAGCUGCACGACCGGCUCGCCGCGGUCUCCGCUCUCGCCACGUCCUACGCCGCCCUGCUCCGCGCUCACGGCGUCGACCCCGAGGACGCGGAGGACGGCGGCGGGAGCUACGAGGACGAAGACGACGAUCGUUCCGUCGAAUACCUCGAGGCGGACGCGGACGGGGAGAACCACGGCGGAGACGCGGAGGCGACGGCGGUCACAGCAGCGGUGGCCGAGGAGCCGCCGCCGCCGCCGUCACCGCCUGCGGCCGAGAAGGAGACCGAGUACACCGCGGACGUGCAGUGCGUGCCGUGCGCGGCCACGACGCAAGCCGUUGCCCCCCCGGCGCCGCGGGAGGCGAGCGUUGUCCGUGUCGCCGAGGAACCCAGUCUCUACGAGAGGGUAACGGCGCUGGAGGCGGACAGCGCGGCGAUGCGGAGGGAGGUGGCGGCGCUGCGGGCGGAGCGCGCGCAGGUGGUGCUGGCGCGGGAGUUGGCGCGGCGGCUGUGCCGGCAGGCGGCGGCUGACGAGAGGGCCGCCGUCGUGGCGCCGGAGAGGCCGCACUUCUCGGCGCUCGCCAUUUGCAGAUGGCUAUUCUCUACAAUCAUUUGGGGAAAGACACAUUCUGCAUCUGCAGCCAGCUCGUCGACGUCGUCCCUCCUCCGCCAGAUUCUACUCCUGGAGAGAUCCAAAGGCGACCACUCGAUCCAAAUCAGCCGGUCUCCACCGCGCAACCAAAUGCCUGUGAACGGAGAGAACAGACUGGGCGAGAAGCCAUGGAGUUCCCCGUUGUGAGGAACUGAUGGCGCUUGCAAGUUUUUGGCCAAGUAUCCGGUCAGGAGUUUCAUAAAGCAGCAUUCAGUUCUCAUAGGAAUUCUCGUGUUCCAAACAACGCUUUUUAAUUUCGAUAAAGUUCCCUGAAUGUCAUUCAAAUGUAUAGCCGUCCCGUGUAUGCUAUUGAAAAUUAAGUCAUUCUUUCACCGUCAUUGAAUUUUGAUAUUUCUUUCUUUCUAUAUCAUUCCGUUAAAUUUUGCCGUUA
Molecule: messenger RNA, 1587 nt
Organism: Panicum virgatum (switchgrass)
Lineage: Eukaryota; Viridiplantae; Streptophyta; Magnoliopsida; Poales; Poaceae
Exons: 3
Coding region: 240-1343 (367 amino acids)
Source: RefSeq, a predicted model, not a curated record